This is a messenger RNA of Suillus fuscotomentosus, 1131 nucleotides long. RefSeq names its product rab-type small GTP-binding protein. The transcript has 8 exons. Gene Ontology annotation, cellular component: endosome; plasma membrane. Gene Ontology annotation, biological process: protein secretion; protein localization to plasma membrane; regulation of exocytosis. The record is from RefSeq and is a predicted model, not a curated record. NCBI's taxonomy places the organism in Eukaryota, Fungi, Basidiomycota, Agaricomycetes, Boletales, Suillaceae. The coding region runs from base 191 to 823 and encodes 210 amino acids. Gene Ontology annotation, molecular function: GTP binding; GTPase activity.
UACUAGUCUCGCUCGCGUAGGUGAAGACAAAGUCCAACAAAUUUUCCAACUAUAUUAUUUAAUGAAAAUCGCUUAUAUUACAUAAUUAAGGGAACUUCAGCAACAGGCAGUCGCAGUGACGCACUAGCAAAUAUCGUCAAGAAUCCUUGCUCACCGGUCAUCUACUCAAGACUUCACCUGAUAUUCUAGAAUGCCUCCCCCACACUAUGAUUUCCUCAUCAAGCUUCUCUUGAUUGGCGACUCAGGUGUUGGGAAAUCCUGUCUUUUGCUCCGCUUCUGUGACGAUGCGUGGACGCCAUCGUUCAUAACCACAAUCGGGAUUGACUUCAAGAUCCGCACAAUCGAGCUAGAUGGAAAGCGCAUUAAACUUCAAAUUUGGGACACUGCUGGCCAGGAACGGUUCAGAACCAUAACUACUGCGUACUAUCGUGGAGCAAUGGGCAUUCUUCUCGUGUACGACGUUACAGAUGAGCGAUCAUACAACAGUAUUCGCACUUGGCAUGCUAACAUUGAACAACAUGCUUCAGAGGGUGUCAACAAGAUACUGAUCGGUAAUAAGUCGGAUUGGACAGACAAGCGAGCCGUACCAGAAAUCCAGGGACGUGCACUUGCUGAUGAACUUGGCAUGAAGUUUAUGGAGACGUCUGCCAAGGCGAAUGAAGGUGUAGAAGAGGCCUUCUUCACCCUUGCAAGAGACUGCAAGACUCGGCUCAUCGACUCGCAAGCAGACUCGGCUGCCUCAGUGGGAGGUGCUUCCAACGCAGAUGGGUCAGUGAAAGUCAACCAGCCUGCGACUUCAGCGUCGAUCGGUUGCUGCUCAUAAGCACCUAUGUUGGACGCUAGUACAAUCCGAGCUUCUUUUGUUCAUCUUUUUUCAAACUAUUUCAUGUUACCUCCGUAUUCCCCUUCCAUGUAAUACUGUUCUACCACAUGACACGGUGCUGUUGACUGAAUUAUCUUCACUAGUAUUUGGAGCAAGUGUUGCUUUGACUCGUGGCGCAGUGCUCAAGUGCCGAAGUUCUAAUUAGGAUGAACAUACUUAUGACUGCCCGAAUUGAGUGAUGAACCUAUUGUCUGUGGACCAAUCUGGUGAUCAGAAUGCGUGCUUACACUUACCAGUAUAUGAGGCGG